CUUCUCUCCCCUGACUCCGCCGCUGCUGCUGGCGCCGCCGCACACCCCCGGCUCCCCUGUCCACGCUGACUUACUCGGCGGCCACCGCCCAGCACGGCAGUGUCAGCUUCCCUCACCUCGUGUCCCGUAGGCGGCUACCCUGCACUAGCUACCCUGCACUAGCUACGCCUGCCGCCGCCGCCGCCACCGCCACUGCCUCCGUGGACUGACCACGCCAGGGCCUCGCCACGAUGGGGCAUAGCGACGGUGACCACGAGAGCGACCUCUCCGCCGACGAUUCUCCGUGGAGCGAGGGUAGCUGGUCCGACGACGACGAGGAGGGGUCACUAUCAUUCGAGGACAGCGGCGAAGGCUCCGACGCCGAGUCCGACGAGCCCGAUGCCGCGGCGGCGGAAGAGAGCGACUCUUCCGAGGACGAGGUGGCACCACGGAAUACGGUAGGCGAUGUGCCGUUGGAAUGGUACAAGGAUGAGGAGCACAUUGGCUAUGACAUCACUGGGAGUAAGAUCAAGAAGCGGGAUAGGGAGGGCCGAAUUGAGGCCUACCUCAGGAAUGCCGAUGAUGCUAAGAGCUGGAGAAAGAUUUAUGAUGAGUAUAACGAUGAGGAGGUGCAGAUUACCAAGGAAGAGGCUAAGAUAAUUAGUAGAUUGUUGAAGGGAAAGACUCCGCACACAAAUGUGGAUCCAUAUCCAGAUUAUGUUGAUUGGUUUGAAUAUGAUGGUAAAGGCCAUCCACUUUCUAGUGCCCCGGAGCCAAAGAGACGAUUUGUGCCCUCGAAGUGGGAGCAGAAGAAGGUUGUUAAACUUGUCAGAGCCAUUCGUAAAGGAUGGAUCAAAUUUGAUAAGCCAAAAGAGGAGCCUAACUUUUAUCUGUUGUGGGGGGAUGAAACUGAUACAGCAGACAAUAAGCGGCAAGGCUUGAGCUACAUUCCUGCACCUAAACCAAACUUGCCAGGUCAUGAAGAGUCAUAUAAUCCUUCUGUUGAAUACAUUCCAACACAAGAGGAGAUAGAUUCGUACCAGCUUAUGUAUGAGGAGGACAGGCCAAAGUUUAUUCCACGAAAGUUUGAUUGUCUUAGAAGUGUACCUGCAUAUGAGAAGGCACUUAGGGAAGGAUUUGAUCGGUGUCUAGAUCUUUAUCUCUGCCCUAGAACACGCAAGAAGCGUAUAAACAUUGACCCUGAGACACUCAAGCCAAAGUUACCCAGUAAAAAGGAUUUGAGGCCAUACCCAAGAACAUGUUAUCUUGAAUUCAAGGGGCAUAAUGGUCAAGUGAAGUCUCUUUCAGUUGAAUCAACUGGGCAGUGGGUAGCAUCUGGUUCAUCUGAUGGAACAAUUCGUGUUUGGGAGGUUGAAACUGGUCGCUGCAUUAAGGUUUGGAAUGUUGGUGGUGUUGUCCAUCGUGUUUCGUGGAAUCCUUCACCUGAUAGGCAUAUUCUUGCUGCCGUUGUAGACCAUGAUCUGCUGCUUCUUAAUGCUGAGAUUGGGGAUGAAGACAUUCAAAUGAAGACAAAAGGGCUCCUCCAAAUUGAUGAAUCAGCCCCGGAAGAAGAUACUGGUGAUAAGAAACCAGCUGUUAAGUGGGUUAAGCAUGAAAAUUUUGAUGGAAUCAUGUUGAUUCAUCACAAGGCUGUGUCAACCGUGGAGUGGCAUUUUAAGGGAGACUAUUUCACCACAGUCGUGCCAAGUGGUGAUUCAAGAGCUGUACUAUUGCAUCAGCUCUCUAAGAAGCAUUCGCAUCAUCCUUUCCGUAAAUUGCCAGGCCUUCCUAUUGCAGCUGUGUUUCAUCCAAGUCAAAAGAUGUUCUUUGUGGCCACUAAGAAAUUUGUUCAGGUUUAUGAUCUCCAGAAGGCACAGUUAGUCAAGAAGUUGGAGUCAGGUGUUCGUGAGAUUUCCUCUAUCUCGAUCCAUCCUGGUGGUGAUAAUGUUAUUGUGGGCAGCAAAGAUGGUAAAUUGUGUUGGUUCGAUACUGAUCUAUCCACGCGUCCAUACAAGACAUUAAAGAACCACUCGAAGGAUAUCACUAAUGUUACCUUUCACCGGAAAUAUCCUCUUUUUGCAUCAUCCUCAGAGGAUUGUACGGCCUAUGUAUUUCAUGGAAUGGUCUAUUCAGAUCUCAACCAAAACCCACUUAUCGUACCACUGGAAAUUCUUCGUGGUCACUCGAGUUCAGAUGGAAGAGGAGUUUUGGAUUGCAAAUUCCACCCAAGACAGCCUUGGUUGUUCACUGCUGGUGCUGACUCUGUCAUUAGGCUUUAUUGCGAUUAAAGAUGCUGUAAAAUCAUCGAAUCAAUGCAACAUGUCUGGUCUUUCAACGGGCUCGUAUACGAUAAUGGACGGCGUAUUGUGCCAUGCCCUUAACUGGAGCCAGGGUAUGUGGCUUGUGGCAAAGAUGCACGUGCUGAGCCAUUUUUGCUGCCUAAAUUUUGUUUCAAGUUAUUUGCUGUACCCUAUUGUUAUUGUAGUUCUGUAGAAACAGUGAGACAGGCAGAAUGUGCCGGGGACCAGAGUCAAGGCAAAAGGUAGCUGUGUACCAGGAAAAAUACUUUAUAAUUUAUGCCACAGGUCUACAAGUUUUAA
Oryza brachyantha (malo sina) is the source of this 2579-nucleotide messenger RNA. RefSeq names its product ribosome biogenesis protein BOP1 homolog. The record is from RefSeq and is a predicted model, not a curated record. Gene Ontology annotation, molecular function: protein binding; ribonucleoprotein complex binding. Gene Ontology annotation, biological process: maturation of LSU-rRNA from tricistronic rRNA transcript (SSU-rRNA, 5.8S rRNA, LSU-rRNA); ribosome biogenesis. Bases 231 to 2267 code for a protein of 678 amino acids. The transcript is spliced from 17 exons. Gene Ontology annotation, cellular component: PeBoW complex; preribosome, large subunit precursor. Lineage: Eukaryota; Viridiplantae; Streptophyta; Magnoliopsida; Poales; Poaceae.